Chenopodium quinoa (quinoa) is the source of this 3309-nucleotide messenger RNA. RefSeq names its product NF-X1-type zinc finger protein NFXL2-like. Gene Ontology annotation, cellular component: nucleus. The record is from RefSeq and is a predicted model, not a curated record. Gene Ontology annotation, biological process: regulation of DNA-templated transcription. Gene Ontology annotation, molecular function: RNA polymerase II transcription regulatory region sequence-specific DNA binding; zinc ion binding; DNA-binding transcription factor activity, RNA polymerase II-specific. NCBI's taxonomy places the organism in Eukaryota, Viridiplantae, Streptophyta, Magnoliopsida, Caryophyllales, Amaranthaceae.
CACAAACAUGAGCAGCACUUUGACUUAAAACAAAAAUCUUAAGGCUCAAUUUAUAAUCAAUUAUCAUUACUUGUUAUAUCUAAAGCAACAAAAAGAAGAUUUUCCCUUUAUAAUCACAUGCAAGUAAUUGAUUUGGAUGACAAUGGGAAAAAAUGAGAGAGUGAGUAAUAAUCCAAAAGGUUAUUGCUUUCCUCCCGAUUUAAGGGAUUUUGGGAUCGAUUUUCGAUAUCUCAUCCUCGCCGUUGUGGCUUUCUGGACAAAGGAAAAAAGAAAAGAAAAAAAAAUUGAAAUCAAACAUGCUAGUUUGGGAUGAUUAUUAAUUUGCUCUUUAUUUUCUUUUCUUCUGCUAAUCUUUGGUUUUAAGUCCCAAAAUGUCCUCCACCAAAAACCCGCCACAAUCCCACUCCUCCGACUAUGAUUCCGACACCGUCCCCAAUUCCUCCGCCCAUCAACUCCGGCAUGUUGAUCUCUCCAACACCAUAUUCAAAGCUUACCUCGAGAUCAAUGGCCAAGAUUCAUCUUCUUCCCCACAAUCAUUAGACCUUACAAAGAUCCAAUCUUUCCUUAAUUCCUCUUCUUCAGGAGCUCUUUCUUGCCUCAUCUGCCUUGAGCGCAUCAAAUCAACUGACCCCACUUGGUCUUGUAAUGGGUUUUGCUUCGCUGUGUUUCAUCUUCAAUGUAUUCAGAAUUGGGCUCAACAAUCUACUGCUCUUGCUGUCACGCGCCUCCCCAUAUCGGCUCAGACCGCGGCUGAUACUUCGGUAUGGAACUGUCCUAAAUGUAGAUUUGAGUAUUCUAAAUCUUUAAUUCCUAAGAAUUAUUAUUGUUUUUGUGGUAAAUUGGAAAACCCACCUCAUGAUCCUUGGAUUUUGCCCCAUUCUUGUGGGGAGAUAUGUGGGAGGCCAUUGAAGAAUAAUUGUGGGCAUUUUUGUCUAUUGUUGUGUCACCCUGGACCUUGUCCUUCUUGCCCUAAAUUAGUGAAAAGUAGGUGUUUUUGUGGGGGGAUUCAGGAUGUUAGGAGAUGUGGGUUUAAGGAAUUUUCAUGUAAUAAGCAAUGUAAUAAGGUUUUGGAUUGUGGGAUUCAUAGGUGUGCUGAGAUUUGCCAUAAUGAUGAGUGUCCACCAUGUAGGGAGAAGGGUGUGUAUAGGUGCCAAUGUGGGAAGGUGAAGGAGGAGAGGGAGUGUUGUGAUAGGGAUUUUCGAUGUGAUAAUCCGUGCGGGCAGGGUUUGGAUUGUGGGAAGCAUGUUUGUGAGCGAGGGUGCCAUGGGGGAGUGUGCAGUCAUUGCCCUCUUAAGGGUAGGAGGACUUGUCCCUGUGGGAGGAGAGUUUAUGAAGGGAUACCUUGUGAUGUUGAGGUGGCAUUGUGUGGGGCAACCUGUGAUAAGAAGCUGAGUUGUGGCAAGCAUACGUGCCAUGAAAGGUGUCAUCGUGGAUCUUGCGUUGAGAUAUGUAGAAUAAUGAUCACAAAGUCAUGUCGAUGUGGAAGCGUAAAGAAACAGGUUCCUUGCUAUCAAGAUUUGGCAUGUGAAAGGAAGUGUUCGAGAGAACGUAAUUGUGGGCGCCACGCAUGUAGGCGUCGUUGCUGUGAUGGAGAUUGUCCACCUUGUGCAGAGAUUUGUGGCAGGAGGCUCCGUUGUAGAAACCACAAAUGCCCUUCUCCAUGUCAUAGGGGACCCUGUGCACCUUGUCCACUUAUGGUAACCAUUUCAUGUGCUUGUGGGGAGACACGUUUUGAGGUUCCUUGUGGAACAGAAACGGAACAGAAGCCGCCUCGUUGCCGCAAAACAUGUCGGAUAGCUCCGUUAUGUAGGCACAAAUCAAUUUGUAAGCCUCACAAAUGUCAUUAUGGAAACUGCCCACCUUGUGGACUUCCCUGUGGUGAAGAAUAUCCUUGUGGCCAUGCCUGCAAACUAAGGUGUCAUGGUCCUCGACCUCCACCUAACCCAGAGUUCACACUGAAACCGAAGAAAAAGAAACACAAUCUUCAGAGUGAACCAACAGUGGGAACUCCAUGUCCACCAUGUCCAGAACUUGUUUGGAGGUCUUGUCUUGGCCAACACUUUGCAGCAGAAAGAAUGAUGGUUUGUUCAAAUAAAGCGCAAUUUUCCUGUGACAACCUGUGUGGAAAUUCUCUUGCUUGUGGCAAUCAUUAUUGCACAAAGACUUGCCAUGCCCUUCAGAACGUGUCAUCCUCAUCAGAUCAGCGUACAAGAGGAGUGCCCUGUGAAGAUUGUACUCUCCCUUGCCAAAAGGACACUGCAUGUUCACACCCUUUCCCACAGCCAUGCCAUCCUGAAGAAUGCCCCCUGUGCAAAGUGCUCUUAAAACGUGCAUGUCAUUGUGGUGCAAUGGUCCAUGUUUUUGAGUGUAUAUACUAUAACACCUUAUCUGAAAAGGAACAACUGAGUGCUCGUUCUUGUGGUGGACCUUGCCACAGAAAGUUACCUUAUUGUACACAUCUUUGCCCGGAGACUUGUCAUCCUGGUCCUUGUCCUUCACCCGAGAAAUGCUGUAAAAAGGUUACUGUUCGUUGUGGAUGCCACAACUUGAAAAAGGAGUGGUUGUGUUGUGAUGUUCAAACCAGCUAUAGAAAUUCUGGUCAUGAUCUUAAAGAUAUACCUAAAACUCAAUAUGGAUAUGGACUUCUUUCCUGUGAUUCCAGCUGUAAAAGCAAAGCCCAAGCUGCUGAGUCUGAAUUACUGCAGCGAAAAUCUAAGGCACCAGAGAAAAAGGUGAUCGAGAAUGAAGCAAAUGUACCAAAGCGAAGAAAGAGGCGUGGGCGAGUACAAGAAAUGAAGCAAGAUUCGAAAUUUCAGAAAUUCAGAACCUGGCUGCAAAGAUUUGUUAUGUUCAUCAUUGUUUUGGUAGCUCUAGUUGCUGUAGCAUGCUAUGGAUACAAGGGUCUCUUGUCACUCAAUGACUGGAUGAACAAAGUUGAAGAACACCGUGAGAAGAGAAGAUACCGAAGGAUCUAAUAAUCACCGGCAAAAUACUGCUAAUUGUGGCUGGUAAAGACAUUACAGACAUGAUUAUACUACACCAUUCUUUAUUUUUUCCUACACUAUUGUAUUUCGUAUGGUAUUAGAGCAGCUAUAUACUUACAGAGUUGAAAAUCAGGCAUUUCAAAUUUUCAGGUAUGUAUUGUAUAAAAUGUCUUCGAAAGUAUUUUGUACCUUAUUACAUCUUUCUUAUGGUCAUAUGUAGGAUGCUAAAAAAAUGUAACAUGUAAUCUGUUGUACUUUCUCUUUCACAAAAUUUAAUUUACUAUUGCAUACAACAAUAUAAGCAAAUCAUCAAUGAAUUUAAUGA